Messenger RNA from Betta splendens (Siamese fighting fish), 2012 nucleotides. RefSeq names its product RNA binding motif protein 24b (gene rbm24b). The record is from RefSeq and is a predicted model, not a curated record. The transcript is spliced from 4 exons. Bases 163 to 873 code for a protein of 236 amino acids. NCBI's taxonomy places the organism in Eukaryota, Metazoa, Chordata, Actinopteri, Anabantiformes, Osphronemidae. Gene Ontology annotation, molecular function: mRNA 3'-UTR binding. Gene Ontology annotation, cellular component: cytosol.
ACACGCUUGACAACUGGGAAAUCUCCCGCAACAGAGUAACAGGUGUCCCUGUCCAGCUCCGUCCACAGUCGCCGUGUCGGGAGGCUGCACACGCGCCCCGGUCCCAGCAGAUCCAACUUGAAAACCAACAGUUAGUCACUUUUACGCACGACUCCACGAACGAUGCACUCGGCGCAGAAAGACACCACUUUCACUAAGAUCUUCGUGGGAGGUCUCCCUUAUCACACGACCGACUCCAGCCUCAGGAAAUACUUCGAAGUGUUCGGGGAAAUCGAGGAGGCGGUGGUCAUCACCGAUCGGCAAACGGGGAAAUCCCGUGGUUAUGGAUUCGUGACCAUGGCGGACCGGGCCUCUGCUGACCGGGCCUGUAAGGACCCCAACCCCAUAAUAGAUGGCAGGAAAGCCAACGUGAACCUGGCCUACCUGGGGGCCAAGCCCAGGGUCAUACAGCCAGGCUUUGCUUUCGGCGUGCCUCAGAUCCACCCAGCCUUCAUCCAGAGGCCUUACGGGAUCCCUGCUCACUACGUCUACCCCCAGGCCUUUGUCCAGCCCAGCGUCGUGAUCCCUCAUGUCCAACCGUCUGCGGCUACGGCAACAGCUGCCGCCGCCACUUCUCCGUACCUCGACUACACGGGGGCGGCGUACGCUCAGUACUCUGCAGCUGCUGCCACGGCCGCCGCUGCCGCCGCCGCCGCCUAUGAGCAGUACCCGUACGCCGCCUCACCAGCGCCAUCCAGCUACAUGACCACAGCGGGGUACGGCUACGCCGUCCAGCAGCCGCUUGCGACGGCUGCCACCCCAGGAGCUGCCGCCGCCGCCGCCGCGUUCAGCCAGUACCAGCCGCAGCAGCUCCAGACAGACCGCAUGCAGUGAAAGCAGGAAAACUAGAGGUGGGAAGGGCAAAGUUAGGAAGGGGAAGACUGUAGAAACUCAGUGAUUGUCUCUUCCAGGUUUUAUCUUAGCAGUCCUUCAAGCAAAAAACCUGAGGAAAGCAAAAAAAGGAAUUACUGCACAGUGUAUUCUGUUGAAAAUCAGGAUUUUGACACUUGAAUCUAUUUAAAUAUUUAAUAUUUAUUCUGCAGUAAACUAGUUAAGAUUAAACAAAGCACUCGCUGGACCUCAUUGCUCCUGAAAUGUGUAAAUAUAUAUUUCAGUGUAAGGAAAAUCCCAAAGUAGAUUUGUGUCUUAUGAUCAGAUAACUUCCCCACUACUUUGGAAACAAACUGAAACGCUGUGUCUUGGUGCAGUUUUCAGUUUUUCAUAGUUUUGGACCAGUAUUUUGUUCAGUGAAGCUAUGCAGACAUUUAUAGAGAAUUCCAGACUUUGUUGGGAUUCCUCUUUAUUUUCUAACAACUGUUUGGAGUGAGAUAGAUUAGAUACUCUCCGCUAGUUCCUUGAGGAAACUGUUUUGUUUUGGAUGGUACGUAAGACACAUUAGUGAAAUAACAGCUGAUGCUCACCUUUUCUUUCUGUCAAAUGACACCAAGUAAGCUCAAAAAAGGGAAGACACACUGCUGAAUGUUAACUAAAAUGUUUCCUUAUGUGCCUUUUAAAUUAUUCUAUUUAUGUACUAUUUAUAUUUAUUUUGGAGCCUUACAGUUACAAAACCUUUGUUCUUGCAUUAGGAUGAAGCCUACUGUAGAACGUAUCUAUUGGUGAUGCUGCAUUGCUCGUGCUCCAGAACAAUGAUGGAUGUUGAAACUUGGCUUACCAAAGCACUACACUGUGUAUAAAGAACAAAACAUGAGUGGAAAUGUAGCAGUAACAUAUUGAUAUGAAUCAAAUGCUUUUCCUGUAGAUGUAUUAUUGUUUAGAAUAUAUAUUAUUAUUAAUGUUGCUUUUUAUACUUUAGGAGUUUGUUAAAGGUUAUUAACUUUUUACAUUUUUUUUACAUUUGAUGUCUUGACAUUAAAUGUUUUCUAAUGUGAGGAUGUCUGUUUACCUCGCAUUUUUAAUGCAUGCCUCAAAAAAAUGCACAUUUUAUUUGUGAAAUAAAAAGGAAUUUACCUUCA